Messenger RNA from Zootoca vivipara (common lizard), 4637 nucleotides. It is a transcript of the gene APOBEC2, whose product is annotated as apolipoprotein B mRNA editing enzyme catalytic subunit 2. Lineage: Eukaryota; Metazoa; Chordata; Lepidosauria; Squamata; Lacertidae. The record is from RefSeq and is a predicted model, not a curated record. Gene Ontology annotation, cellular component: nucleus; cytoplasm. Gene Ontology annotation, molecular function: zinc ion binding; RNA binding; cytidine deaminase activity. Gene Ontology annotation, biological process: cytidine to uridine editing.
GAGUGAAAGUGAAGAGGUGACAUCCGAGGAGUGCUGGAGUCAUCCUAGCCUGCACCCAACCCUGUCAUUACUGCCAUUCCAUAUAUAGCUCCUGACAACUGUCUAGGGCUGGAACUUCCAGCUCUCCCCACCACCACCUCCUGUCACAUUUCUGCAUCUGAAGCCUGAGCACAGCUCUUGGCCCCUGCUGUAGCCUUUGGACAUCCAUUGCAACAGGAUGGCUGAGAAGCAGGAGCAGCCGCAAGCCUCCCAGAACGGUGAAAAGGCUGAAAAGGCUGAAAAUGCAGAGAAUGCAGAGAACGCAGAGAAUGCAGAGGAGGCCGAAAAGCCACCGGAGCUGGAGGAGCUGCCACCCUUCGAAAUUGUAACAGGGGAACGGCUUCCAGCCUUCUUUUUCAAUUUCCAGUUCAAGAAUGUAGAAUACAGUUCAGGCCGGAACAAGACCUUCCUGUGCUACAUCAUAGAGAUUCAAGGCAAGGAGUCAAAAACCUUACGGGGCUAUCUGGAGGAUGAACAUGCAGCAGCCCAUGCUGAAGAUGCCUUCUUCAAUACCAUCUUGCCCACAUGUGAAUCUGGCCUACGCUACAACGUUACCUGGUACGUCUCUUCUAGCCCCUGUGUCGGCUGCGCUGAGCAGAUAACUAAGGCACUGAAGAAGAACAAGAACCUGAAGCUCUCCAUCAUAACGGGCCGUCUCUUCAUGUGGGAAGAGCCUGACAUCCAAGCUGCUCUGAAGAAAAUGAAGGCAGCUGGCUGUAAAAUGAGAAUCAUGAAGCCUCAAGACUUUGAGUAUGUAUGGAAGAAUUUUGUAGAGCAGGAGGAAGGUGAGGAACCUAAGGCAUUUACACCCUGGGAGGACAUUCAAGAGAACUUCCUAUAUUAUGAAGAAAAGCUUGCUGAAGUUUUGCACUGAGGUUCAAGGCCAGCAUGUGUGAAGUCUGCCAACCCUAUGGAGAGACAAACAUGAUAUACUUUGACAUCUGGGACUCCCCCUUCGGUCCUCCAGAGCUGCUUUGAAAAAGAAAAACAACACCACAAGUCUCUGGUUGACAUGUCGCCUUGCUGACUAAAAAUACAUUUAUUAUGCUGCAUGUAGGCAUUUGGUUGUUUGAAAUACAUAAACCUGCAGUGCUGCUGCUCACAUGGGAAGAAAAAGCAUAAUGAUAUGGAAUGAAGUUAACAAUCUGCAGUGCAAAGCUUUUUCAUCACUGAAAACUUUUGACAAACAAGUCAAACCACACCAAAGAGCUUACCAAAACAAUAAUGCAAAUUAAAUAAGUUUAGCAAAUGUGGUGCUCUUUUAUCAUUUCAGAACUUCUUUAAGAGAACAUAAAAUACCGUAAGUAUACGUAGGUCCUGCUAUUCAACCACUAUCUGACAAUUCAUUUAGAAUUCACUUAGAAUUAUGCCCAAAUCUUGCUAUACGCUCUGCAGAUUCACUUGUUUGAACAGUCAGCUUCCUUACAUGUCUACCCAGCAGAAAAUCCCAUUACAUUCAAUGGAAUUUACUUUCAAGUAAAGUGAUAUAGGAUUGCCGCCCAAAAGGUAAGAAACAAUGGUCCCAAUCCAGAAACAUGUGUGGCAGCUUUAAUCCUUCUUUUCAGCAUGGUCAUUCUUCCAUACCAGCUCCAGUUUGGGGAAACAGCUGGUGUACCUCUGAAGCAAAGCAAGGAACAGCUCAUAGGAGAAAUUCUGGUAGACCUACAUAAUCCUGUGCCAAAAUUCUGGUAGACCUACAUAAUCCUUUGCAUCUGCCUAAAGGGGUUCUCUAGAUCACAGAAUGUAUUACAAUAUGAUGAGAUAUGUGUAAUAGCAUAGACCAGGGGUUCCCAAACUGUGGAACCAGUGCUCUGCAAGCUUCAUUCAGAUGGUCCAUGAUGUGUCAGUAAAAAUACAAUUAAAAAGCAUACUGCAUCUAGCACAGUGUGCUACAACAGGCAGAAAAAAUAUUAAGUGGCUCACCAAGACCCUCUGAGAUUUUCAUGUGGUCCAUGAGAAAAAUAGUUCGGGAACACUGGCAUAGACAUCUUAGUUAAUAAAGCAAUUAAUAAAGAUUUACAAGUUCCCUUCCAAGAUCAAUGUACUGCAAAAUGCUCUGUGAUACAAAUAUGUGAAGAUCGCAUAAAAGGGAUAUUGAUGAUUUCAACAGAAGGACCACAGUAGUGACAGAUUCUCCACAUUAAACAUAUGGGGAAAUGAAAAAUUUGCUCCCAGAGCCUUUCUUUAUUUUUGCACAAUUUCUUUUUGGUACCUAUAUCCUUUCAGGGACACACUAUUCAGUUAAUUUAAUGAAAUAUGCUAAUUGGAUAAUACCUAUCUUCUUAUAUUUAUUGCACAUAAAGAUCUAAGGGAAACGCUUAUUUUAAUAUACAGUCGUACCUCGGGUUACGACCACCUCGGUUUGCGAACAGUUCGGGUUACGACCUGCGCAAACCCGGAAGUGUUUUCGCCGCGCGCGCGCAUAAGCCGUGCGCGCGCGAAUGCGCGCUUUGCGCAUGCGCAAAAUGGCGGCGCCCAUAGCGCUCGGUUUGCGAACUAUUCGGGUUACGAACUGCGAUCCGGAACGGAUCGCGUUCGUAACCCGAGGUAUUACUGUAUGUUAUAGGAGCUUUCAUUUUUCUGCAAGAAGCAACCUUGAAAGCUCUGACCAUGUAUGGCAAGAACAAGAGCUGCAGAAGUAGUUUUGGGCAAGGCUUAGAAAAAUCCCAUGUCAGAUAUAUAAGAGGUAUUUUUAAUAGUUGCUUAAUCAUGUUAUUUAAUAUUGAUGUGUUCCUUUGCUGCUCAGCAAUAUCUGGUUUAUGAAACAAAUGGACUAAAUGGAACUGAUCCAGAAUUCCACAUGUACAGUAUGCCAAUACACACAGACCUCAUACAUAUGCAGGAUACCCCAAUAAUUUCAACAACAGAAGUAGAUCAGUGCUGGAUUUACGUAUAAGCUAAAUAAGCUAUAGCUUAGGGCCCCACUCUCUUGGGCCCCCCAAAAAAUUUAAAGGAAAAAAACCCACCAUGGGUGUACAUUUCCAAAAUAUAAGAUAAACUUCUUAAUUGUAUUUCAGUUCAACAAUUACUUUGAUAAAAUACAUAUUUUGUUAUGUGCAAAUGGCUUUAGAUAUCUAUUAGGUCCAUAAAUUACCAUAUAGCAUAUAUUCAACACAAAAACCAGCAACAAUUUGUUGUUGACAAAGGACAGCUGGGCAUAUAAAGAGCCCCAUUACCUUCAGUAACUUAGGGCCUCAUCAAACCUAAAUCCGGCCCUGAAGUAGAUGUACAUAUCAGACCUUGCAUGUGCACAAAGAGAUACAACACUACUUCAAAAAUUAAACAGUUCACUCUCUUGGAAAAGGUAUUUUAUUUACACAGAAUAGGAAAAUCUAAUUACAGUACUUUAAACAGAGCAUAUAAGACCUGCAACAGUUAACCAUUGAGGUCCCAUAGUUUUCACAUUAUUCUGAAACACAUGAUUGCAUAGCAGAAAGUGCUACACUAACCAAAACACAGCUAUGCAAAUCCUUUAUUUUUCUUUGUUUUUAAUUUGUAAGUUUGUCUGCUGAGUAAAGCACACUCAUCUGCUGGCUAGAUACAUCCAAUUGUAAAUUUCUACAAAACACUGUCCAUACUUGGACACUAGUAAUGGUGAGAAAUGUCUGCAAGAGUAAAGAAAACUGAAACAAGAUCAUACCAUCAUCGUCUUCCAAAUCAGUCACAACAGUAUUAACAGAGAAACUGCCCUAAUAAUUACAGAGAAUAAACUGUAAUGCUAACAUCUGUAUCCUCAAAUACUUCUUCAAGCAUGGUUGAAACUUUAUUCCAAUCCAGGCGGUCAAGUCCACACCCAAUCCUGGAAGAUAAAGAAUGCCCAAGUAUUUCCACACAUUCAUUCUUGCCAAUUCACCCUUGAGAAAUAUCCUAAAAAUUGCUAUUCUGUAGCAUCAAGUUUAAUCAUAAUACUCGUAAUUUCUCCCAAGCAAAGCCAGUUAGAAUUAUUACUAGUCUCACAUACAAAUAGCAUCACAAAAUGAAUACACCAGGUCUGUCAGUCAUGAAUUGGUGCCCAGUUCUGAGGUCAUGAAGAAAUAAUGGUCAAGGCAUCAUGAAUGGGCUAUGCUAUGUGCAGUUGCAUUUCCUCCUCUUUCUGCAUAUUUUGACUUCCUCUUGCUUCCUGCUUUACUGUAAUGAUUGUAUGCCAUAACAUCCAUAUCAGGCAAAUUAUGAUUACUGCAAACCAAAUCUGAAUUGGAAGUAAGAUAAAGGUAAAGGGACCCCUGACCAUUAGGUCUAGUCAUGACCGACUCUGGGGUUGCGGCGCUCAUCUCGUGUUAUUGGUGGAGGGAGCCGGCGUACAGCUUCCAGGUCAUGUGGCCAGCAUGACAAAGCCGCUUCUGGCGAACCAGAGCAGCACACGGAAACACCGUUUACCUUCCCGCUGUAGCGGUACCUAUUUAUCUACUUGCACUUUGACGUACUUUCGAACUGCUAGAUUGGCAGGACUGGAAGUACUUACAUCCAGAUUAGACGUCAGCAUAAACUAAAAAGAGAGGGAGGGAACAGGCAUGCAAAGAGAACACAAAGUCCGCUGAACAAUAACCAAAUCAAGAUUUGAAUGAAACAUCAGAACAAGAUGUACAUCCAUUUACACA